ACUUUAGCAACCUCUCCAGCGAAAGGACAAGGCGUCUCACGGGAGCAGGUGGAGCCUAGCGAAGACGCAGUGUGGGACGGGUAGUUCCGAGUCGGCGGCGCCGCUGCGGUGCGUUUUGGUUCGCGUAGUUCCGGUGAGGCCACAGUAGGCGGUGUCGGCCGGCGGUGAGAGGCCGCGGUUGGACUUGUGGGAGCUGUAGUUUGGUGAGGGUUUCCCCGCGCCCGUUCCACCCGUCCCCGCCAUGCCGGGCUUCACCUGCUGCGUGCCCGGCUGCUACAACAAUUCGCACCGCGACAAGGCGCUGCACUUCUACACCUUCCCCAAGGACAAGGAGCUGCGACGCCUCUGGCUGAAGAACGUCUCCCGGGCGGGUGUCAGCGGGUGUUUCAGCACCUUCCAGCCCACCACAGGCCACCGCGUCUGCAGCGAGCACUUCCAGGGCGGCCGCAAGUCCUACCUGGUUCGGGUCCCCACCAUCUUCCCGCUGCGCGGCGUCAACGAGCGCAAGACGCAGCGGGCUUCCCGCCGCCUUUGCCCUGCCACCGCCGCGCAGGGUCCUGCUGCCGCCGCGGUCCAGGUAGGGGGCGCGGCCGAUGACGUGAAGCCUAUCGACCUGACGGUGCAGGUGGAACUCGGGCCAGGGGCCACCACGGGUCCCAGCCCUGGGAGGUUGCUGCCGCUGGCGGCGACGGGGGAGGAGGACACGUUCGAGGGCGGCCCCCCGGACCACUCGUAUUCGCUAUCGUCGGGCACCACGUCGGAGGAGUUGCUGAGAAAGCUGAACGAGCAGCGCGACAUCAUCGCGCUGCUGGAGGUGAAGAUGAAGGAGAUGAAGGGCAGCAUCCGCCGCCUGCGCCUGGCUGAGGCCCAGCUCCGCGAGGAGAUCCGCGAGAAGGACCGGCUGCUCCAUGCCGCCAGCGCCGGGACCUGCAAGCGCCACAGCCUCUGAGGCUGCUGGCGCCCGGCGCGGGGCUCUG
Neopsephotus bourkii (Bourke's parrot) is the source of this 977-nucleotide messenger RNA. RefSeq names its product THAP domain-containing protein 11-like. Gene Ontology annotation, cellular component: nucleoplasm. Gene Ontology annotation, biological process: regulation of transcription by RNA polymerase II. Gene Ontology annotation, molecular function: RNA polymerase II cis-regulatory region sequence-specific DNA binding. The transcript has a single exon. The record is from RefSeq and is a predicted model, not a curated record. Bases 242 to 949 code for a protein of 235 amino acids. NCBI's taxonomy places the organism in Eukaryota, Metazoa, Chordata, Aves, Psittaciformes, Psittacidae.